AUGGCUAAAGCGACGAAGAAGAAGAAGGAGAAGAAGGCAGACUUCACUAAAGCCAAGCUCAAACUCGGCAAAGGUCCUCUCAAAUCUGCCAAUGCCACCUCGACCGCAUUCACAGCUCGAGCAAUUAAUGUCAGCCAUCAAAGUCUUGGAUCCAGUGCCAAGGAAGGCGAAGCGACGACGAACAAGCGACGACAAACGCUCGCCGACUUGCUCGCCAGUCUGACCCACCACAACGCCUCCACACGGAAAGAUGCGCUGCUCGGGCUGCAAGAGCUCUUCACGCUCCAUCCGCAUCUUGCUCAGAGCUCCCUGGGUCCUGUCAUUUCAGCUACGAUACGCCUGGGCGACGAUACAGACUUUCAAGUCCGCAGAGCACUGCAGAGCUUCUACCGCUUCCAUCUGGCCAGAAUAGAUAGGACUUACUUGUCACCCUAUCAUUCCAUGCUGAAUCUUCAUUUAUCAUCGGUUCUGUCAAAUAUUUUUCCAGAGAUAAGACUGGAUGGCAUCAGACUUGUUGAUAUCAUGCUCGAACACACGCCCGAUAUGAUCACAGCCGGCUGGGCAAAGGAUGGGCGAGUCGCUGUAGCCUCUGACGCACAGAAUGACGGCCUUGCUGCCGCACAAGGGCAGCGAUACGUCGACGCGUAUCUCUCUCUACUACAAAUCUCGGCUUCAUCCUCCAUGACGAUGGGCGUCAGUGGAUCUGGCAUGGCCCUCUCUCUGUCGCCCGCCUCCAAGCUCGUCGUCUUCAAAGGCCUAGCUACCUUUCUCGACUGCGCUUUACAUCCGAGAACCUCUCGGGACGAGGCUGCAGUCAAGCGAAUACCAUCAUGGUACCUCGCCCGUGCCUUCUCUUCGCCACGCGCCUUUGCUGCUUUCGAGCGAUCCCUGGCGCGGGCGAAAGUAGUGCCAAGGUCAUACGAUUUGCUUGCGAGCCAAGCUACUGCUGCCGCUCAAGACUUGUUCGGCAUAGACGCAGAGAUACUUGCAUUGACGGAAGCGGGCAUAGCAAGACAGCAAUCCGAGCCCGCCCAGCUCAUUGCUAGUCUGCAGCCUACGCUCGUUUCUGCCUACCUUGACUAUGCGCCCACGGCCUUCAUGCAAGCACCCGGUCCUGUCGCGCCGUUGAUGGCUGCAGAGAUGAUACAUGCACUCGCGAAGAUAGCGAGGGAUCUGUACAGGAGUGCUUUGGUCCGACUGACCGAUCCUGCUACAUUCGACGCCGAGCGAGACAGCAAGGACGUUGCAAGGCUACGAUCCGGCCUGAUAGAGAUGCUACAGCGCAUGUCUGGGCAUCUUCCCAUACCUGACGAAGCAAGUCGAUCUGCGCACGAUGGCAGUAAGAUAAGACAGUUUUGCCAGGAUACCAAUCUCGCCUACUGCGAGCUCGUCUCGCUUGCUUCCCUCGCUUUACCUUCCGAGGUCGCAACUCACAAAACAAGCAAGGCGAUGAACAGUCUCGCUGUCAUGCAACAGAGUGUAAGAGACUACCUGCUCACUGCACUGCAAGAAGCCGACAUUCUGGGCGGCGAUACCCCUAAGCUGACGAGCGACAGUCUUCUGGCUAUCCUGCCCAUCAUCUGGACAAUCCUCGAUGCUCCUACGACGCCCGAAGUAGACCGACAACUGAUCUUCCGUGCUUUGCUCGAUCGCUUUGCCCGGGCCAAAGCUACGACCGAAGAGUCCUCUUACCUGUUCCAAUUCAUCAGCAUGCUCUGUAGAACCAGCCUGUGGCCUUCAUACCGAGGUCGAUUCGACGUGCAAUCGGAAGAACUACAACCUGAUUUGCACAAAUGGCUGUGCACAUUGCCACGCUUCAUCUUUCAGCUCGGGCCAUCUCGCAAGAACGCUACGGAGUGCGUUGCUGCCUUCUUGCGUGAUAUUGCUGCGACGCAAGACUGCCGACCGUUCGGGAGAGCAGCGAUGGCAGAGAUGUCUGCGAGUCUGCAUCCGCUUUUCAAUGGACAGCACCCCAAACGUGGCGCAGUGCCAGGCGUAUUCGUGCAGGCCACCCCACAGACGCAACAGCACGCCUUUGGCGCUGUCAAUUUCAUCCUCACUGACGGCCUGCUCAACGCAGAGCAAUCCAGCAUCCUUCAGUCUGCAGUUAUGACAGCAAGAGAUCUCGUUGAUGAGCUGUAA
Molecule: messenger RNA, 2142 nt
Organism: Mixia osmundae IAM 14324
Lineage: Eukaryota; Fungi; Basidiomycota; Mixiomycetes; Mixiales; Mixiaceae
Exons: 6
Coding region: 1-2142 (713 amino acids)
Biological process (GO): rRNA processing
Cellular component (GO): nucleus
Source: RefSeq, a predicted model, not a curated record